Beauveria bassiana ARSEF 2860 is the source of this 1386-nucleotide messenger RNA. RefSeq names its product metalloreductase transmembrane component. The coding region runs from base 1 to 1386 and encodes 461 amino acids. NCBI's taxonomy places the organism in Eukaryota, Fungi, Ascomycota, Sordariomycetes, Hypocreales, Cordycipitaceae. The transcript has 8 exons. The record is from RefSeq and is a predicted model, not a curated record.
AUGGGCAUGAGACCGACUACACAGUUCCAGGUCAGCAAAGAUGGCUACGGUGUCCACGAUAGCGAUAAUAGCUACGGUGGCGACGAUGGUGGCCAGCGCGAGCGCGCAAGCGACAUUCAUAGCGCUAUUCCCCCCCCCGCAGCUGCACCAGCCCCGAAACAAGAACCUGUUUAUGUAAAAGAAGUUAUGGCGGUCCGCGCUCCUAUUAAAGGAAAUCCGUGGGCGAAGGACCGGUACAAGAAGGCCUACACCACUCUAGACUUUGAUGGCGACGCCACCGUCGCUGUGGGCGCCUGGCGUGUCGUGCUUAUUAGACCGCCGCGGAAAUGUGAAGCUAGUGCUAAGGGCGUCGCCCAGCUUCGUGGACUGAGGGUCCUGACGAGGGCCUCGAUCAUUAUAGCCCAUCAUGAAAGUGCCAAGUUUAUACGAAAUAUAUGCCGUUAUCCUGUUCGCUGCCUGUGCUUCCCUGCUACUAUGUCAUCUGCUUGUGGCGGCCUGCUAUUUCGUAACGCCGAUAUGUUUCGUCGGCUGCUACGGCGGCACUCCCUCGUCGGCCCACUCUACACUUGUAAAGUCAUCACGUACGCGUUUGUCCUUGCUCUACAUGCGGCUGUUCUCUCGCUAGAACUUGCGAGAACAGCAACCUCGGCCUUCUGCGUGCAGCUCACCACACUAGCCGACGCCGUAGCCCGGGCCAAGUACCUCGCGCUGCUGAAUCUAACCGUCAUCUACAUCUCCCCGCACCACUACGGCGUCGCAGAUGUUUUUGGAGUAUCGCUGCAACUAUUCCGGCAGGUCCAUCGCGUGGCGGGGCUGCUGUCUCUGUGUCUCCUUCUGUUCUCCGUCACAGUGGCGCUUGCGGACGACCCCCGCAGAGCCCUGGAGACCGAUGAGGGUCGGUUCGGGCUCAUGAUCAUUGCCUGCAUGGCCGCUCUCGCAACGGCGUCGCUUGCCAAAACGGUCGCGUACGAGGUCUUUCUCAAGGUGCAUGAGAUCUCUGCAGCGCUACUUACGUACCUGCUACUAAGCCGAGUGCUCGCGGAUCCGAGCUUCAGCAGGCUGCCUCUAUACGUCUACGGCGGUGUUGCAGGUCUUCUAAACGUAUACUUUAUAUGUCGGUAUGGUUACUAUAACUUUACGGGAUGGCAUCGGCCACGUCUUAUCUGCUCCGAAAUUGCGGCCUCGAGAAUCCAUGACAGAAGAUGGCUUUAUCUAGAACUCGUGGUGCCUCGACAAGUACAUGCGAGGCCUGAGCAGAAUGACGAAGACGUUAAUCCGGCCGCUUCUUCCUUCGGCCAUGACCGCCGGCGAUCUGGAGAGGCAGACGAUCGUAGUGCGCCGAAGCCGGAAGACGGGGCUGGUUAUUCAGACGAAGCAGGCAGUUAA